AUGACUCUGGCAAAGUAUGCUGCGAAGUUUGAGGCGAUGGUGAAGUUUUAUUCCCAUUACAACCGUGUUGAUGCUGAGACUUCCAAAUAUAGCAGAGCCCGGUCUGCUCACUAUAAGAGUCUUAGUGAGAAGAAAGGGAAGGGACAAUUUAGAGGGAAACCUUAUGUAAAUCUAGUUGACAAUGGGAAGCAUAAGGAUCCAUAUGGGAAGAAGACAAGUGUGGGAGGGGCUCCCGCUUCUGUCAAGUGCUUCAAGUGUGGCGAGCUGGGUCACCAUUCUAAUGAAUGUAAUAAUAAGGUUCUGAGAUGUUACAAUUAUGGAAAAAUGGGUCACCAUGUUGCAGAGUGCAAGAAUGAUGGUAUAACUUGUUACGAUUGUAGUGAACUGGGUCAUAUCAGUAUGCAAUGUCAGAAGCCAAAGAAGAAGACCGCUACUACUGCCCAGAUUAAUGGUAAAGUGUUUACCUUGAGUGGUUAA
Lathyrus oleraceus (garden pea) is the source of this 477-nucleotide messenger RNA. RefSeq lists its product as uncharacterized. Bases 1 to 477 code for a protein of 158 amino acids. Gene Ontology annotation, molecular function: nucleic acid binding; zinc ion binding. The transcript is spliced from 2 exons. The record is from RefSeq and is a predicted model, not a curated record. Lineage: Eukaryota; Viridiplantae; Streptophyta; Magnoliopsida; Fabales; Fabaceae.